Molecule: messenger RNA, 3120 nt
Organism: Symbiodinium natans
Lineage: Eukaryota; Dinophyceae; Suessiales; Symbiodiniaceae
Source: the annotation of a GenBank genome assembly
AUGUUUGGCCGGCUGUUCAAGAAGAAGGACCCGAAUGAACCAACGGUUCACAAAGUGAAGCUUCCUGACCAACCGAGCGCGAUGUACUUUGACAAGGAAAAGGGCCGCUGGCGCGAGCGCGGAAAGGAGCAUCUGGAGGAGGAAGAGACAGCGCUGGCUCCACCCCCGUCCAUGGGCUCUACCCCGAAGCCAGAGAAGAAGGAAGAGGAGAAGAAAGAGACGUCUGUGUUGGACUCGAUGAUUGCGCCCCCAAACCCGUAUGGCAAUCGCUUCGGCCGCAAGAACACGGCACCUGCCUCCGUGAUGCGGCCAAUGCCCAUGCCCUUGCCAGCCGUGCAGGGCCCAUUUGGCGAGCCUCCGCCGGCCGCGACACCGGCCGAGGAAGGUGCUGAGCCGAAGCCUGAAGAGGAGGAGGAAAAGACCAGCACCGAGGCACCGCCACCGGCUGCGCUGAAUUCACAGGGGUUUGGAGCGCCUGUUUCCGCUCCAAUCAACCCGUUCGCACCCAGAUCGGUGACUGGAGGAGGCGUCAACCCGCAUGCGCCCAAAGGCUUCAGGGAGAGCGCGCGGCGCCAGGAGAAGUCCAAGGAGAAGAAGCAGCCCCCAGCCAGGGUGGCGGCGCGGGCUUCGCCCUUCGCCACGUCGCCUUUCGGCCAAGCGUCGUCAUCGUCAGCCCCGGCUCCCAUCGCAGAUCCUGAGGGUGCAGAUCCCGAGGGAGCUGGAGAGGGCAAACCUCCGGCUCUGGGAGAGCAAGGUGAAGAAGAUCAUGCACCACCACCAGCAGUGCCACCGUCGCCGUUGCGUUCGAGCCUCCCUGCCUACUCACCGUGCAUCCAGCCGCAGAUCCCCCGAGGCUACGGCGGGCGCGAGGAGGAGCUUCCGGAGUCCGCUAGCCCCGAGGAGCCCGCGGAGCCCCAGCUGCCCUCCGAGGAGCCGGCGGAACCGCCGCUGACGGUCGAGGAGCCGGCGGAACGAGAGAAAACGACCGAGGAGCCGGCGGAACCGCAGAUGACGGAUGAGGAUGCCGCGGCGCUGGCCUCCAUGAUGGCCGAGGAGCCCAAGCUACCGGAGGUGGAGGAUGCCGCGGCGCUGGAUUCCAUGAUGGCCGAGGAGCCCAAGCUACCGGAGGUGGUGGAGGAGUUGCAAACCUCCACCCAGCCUGAGAUGGUGGAGGAGUUGCAAACCUCCACCCAGCCUGAGAUGGUGGAGGAGCCGCCUCAGAUGUCCGAUGAUGGCUGGGGCGAUGACUUCGGCUUCGAUGAUGACGUCCUCUCCCCCAAGCCCGCCAAGCAGGAGUUCGAGGAGCCAGGAACGGUCGACGAGUUCGCGGAGCCAGAGGUCGUCGAGGCGCCCAAGCAAUCAGAGGUGGCGGAGGAGGACUUUGUUGAGCCAGAGGUGGCGUCCCAGCCGGAGGCGUCACAGGAGGAGGACUCCGCUGAGCCAGGGACUGCUUUCAAGGAGCCUGAGGUGGUCGAGGAGGAGGCCCUGGGAGAGCCAGAGACCGUCGAGGUCCCCAAGCCAGAGGCAACGGAGGCAGUGGAGGAGGACUUCUGGGCCGAACUCAAGCAGCCAGAGGUGGCCAAGGAGGACGUGGUAGAGCCAGAGGCCGUCGAGGCGGCGGAGGCAACGGCGGAGGACUUUGCUGAGCCAGAGGCUGCUUUCAACGAGCCAGAGGUGGCCGAGGAGGAUGUGGGAGAGCCAGAAGCCGUCGAGGUGUCCAAGCCAGAGGCAACGGAGGCAGCGGAGGAGGACUUCUGGGCCGCACUGAAGCAGCCAGAGGUGGCCAAAGAGGACGCGGGAGAGCCAGAGGCCAUUGAGGCAGAGGCAACGCAGGCUGAAAAGGCAGCGGAGGAGGACUUUGCUGAGCCAGAGGCUGCUUUCAACGAGCCAGAGGUGGCCGAGGAGGAUGUGGGAGAGCCAGAAGCCGUCGAGGUGUCCAAGCCAGAGGCAACGGAGGCAGCGGAGGAGGACUUCUGGGCCGCACUGAAGCAGCCAGAGGUGGCCAAAGAGGACGCGGGAGAGCCAGAGGCCAUUGAGGCAGAGGCAGCGGCAGCGGCAGCGCAGGCAGCGGAGGAGGACUUUGCUGAGCCAGAGGCUGCGUUCAACGAGCCAGAGGUGGCCGAGGAGGACGUGGGAGAACCGGAAGCCGUCGAGGCGCCCAAGCCAGAGGCAACGGAGGCAGUGGAGGAGGACUUCUGGGCCGCAAUCAAGGAGCCAGACGUUGUCAAGGAGGACGUGGGAGAGCCAGAUUCCGUCGAGGUGUUCAAGCAGGCAUUCAAGCAGGCAGAGGCCGCGGAGGACUUCGCCGAGCCCAAGGCGGCAGCGGCACCCGCGCAGCCAGAGAUGGCGCAGGCUUCGUCAAAACAGCCGGAGGUGGUGGAGGCAAGGGUUCAGGAGCUCCUCGCCAAGCUGGAGCAGGCCGAAGCGCGAGCCGAUGGCGCUGAGGCCCAGCUCGAAGAUGCUCGUGGCAAAUUGCAGGAGGCCGAAGCGCGUGCAGAUGGCGCCCAGGCCCAACUCGAAGACGUUCGCGGAAAACUGCAAGAGGCCGAAGUGCGUGCAGAUGGCGCCGAGGCCCGGCUUGAAGAUGUCCGUGGCAAACUGCAGGAGGCCGAAGUGCGUGCAGAUGGCGCCGAGGCCCAGCUUGAAGAUGUUCGUGGAAAAUUGCAGGAGGCCGAAGCGCGUGCAGAUGGCGCCCAGGCCCAGCUCGAAGACGUUCGUGGGAAACUGCACGAGGCUGAUGCUCGUGCAGAUGGCGCUGAGGCAAAAGCUGCCGCUGCAGUGGCAGCUGCAAAGGCCGAGGCGCCAGCAAACGUCACUGAGGUGCGGCUCGCCGACUUGGAGGACACGCCCGAAGCGGCCAUGGCCUUUGCCACCCAAGUCGGCAACAGCUGCGAAGGCAGCCACAUCGAUUCGCUUGUCAGUCUCAUGGAGAAGCACGUCUCCAACCUUGCUGUUUGCUCCCAGGUCUGUAGCGCCCUGGAGAAUCUCACCUUCACUGAUGAGGACCACAUGCUGAGAGUCGUAGACCUCGGCGGUGUGGAGUUGAUCCUGAAAGCAUUCAAUGUCCAAAUGCGCGAUGCACAGGUGAUAUUCGAGGUGUUGCUGGGGAUAAACGAGUAA